Molecule: messenger RNA, 1301 nt
Organism: Drosophila takahashii
Lineage: Eukaryota; Metazoa; Arthropoda; Insecta; Diptera; Drosophilidae
Gene: Ctu2
Product: Cytosolic thiouridylase subunit 2
Biological process (GO): tRNA wobble position uridine thiolation
Cellular component (GO): cytosol
Molecular function (GO): tRNA binding; sulfurtransferase activity
Source: RefSeq, a predicted model, not a curated record
ACAUUUCGUUUAUCUGUGAAAUUCGGUAUUAAUUUAAUUUGACGUAAAUAAUUGCCAUGUGCAGCAUCGGCGAAGAUGAUUUCGGAGACGAGGGAGCCGCCCACGCCAUGGUGGCGGAAUCCCUGCCCUCGGGAAUCGUGCUCAAUCCCGGGGACUGCAACAAAUGCGGUGUAACCUCCGGCCAGCUCUACAAACUGAACUUCCGGACCGCGGAGUGCCGUGACUGCUUUCUCGCAUUCGCCAGGCACAAGUUCCGGGCCGCCCUGGGUGCAGCCAAGAUCCUGCCCAGAAACGCCGAGGUGCUCCUGGUGCUGGACGGUUCGGCGGAGUCUCUGGUGCUCCUGGACAUGCUGCACUUCGCACAAACACAAAACACGUUCAAAAGACUGCAUUGCAAUGCCCGCGUGGUCUACGUGGAGGAUCAGCAAUUGCAGGGUCGCGAUCCUGUGGAGGUGGAAGCACUCCAGAGUUUAUCCACACAAUAUGCACCAUUUGAGUUCCAUGUUAUUGAGCUGGGCGCCUUGCCCAGCUCCCUGCAGCGGAUCAAGGACUACAGAACUUUCCCUAGGGAAGCCAAUGAGCUUGACCAGAAGCUCCUGAAGCUGCGCUGCCUGACAGCUCGUCAGGAUUACCUGCAGCAGCAGCGCAAGAACCUUAUUGCCUCGGUGGCCCAGAAUCUGCAAUGCACUCAUGUCUUCGAGCCCAGUAUAAGUGUGGAUUUGGCCACCCAGUUGCUGACUGCGAUAGCCCUCGGACGUGGAGGCAGUGCCGCCUUGGAUGUGGCUCUCCUCGACGAUCGGCUGGCUGGCGAAGUCAAGUUACUGCGACCCCUCAAGGAUCUAACGGAGCAGGAGAUUCAAUUCUAUGUACAUGCACAGCGACUGAAGCCGCUGAUCCAGAGGGGCUCUCGUUAUGGGCAGGAGCGUGGACAGACUGCCAGCCUACAGAACCUCACGACCGCCUUUGUAGCUAACCUGCAGCAGAACUACUCCUCCACCGUGUCCACAGUCUUCCGAACUGGCGACAAAAUAGCUGUUAAUACCCAUCCAGAGCAGACCUCUUGUCUUCACUGCCAAUCCUCGCUGGAUUCCACGCUCUCCGACACCCUGCUGGCCAUUGAGUACUCCAGAUCCGUUUCAGAAGCCGGUGUGGGUCUGUAUAAGAACGGAGAAGACCUCGAGGGUUUGGCCAAAAAGCGACUGAACUCGCAAGAUGGGCUGUGCCACGCCUGCCUUUCCAUACAGGCGGAGCUGGAGAGCGGUAAAUUGUUGUAGAAAAAAAUAUAUAUAUUUGUACUCAAA